GAAUUUUAGAAUUUAUAAGCUGCGGCACGGUGUACAGUAGUUCUGACUCUAAGCCUCCACGGUGGCAGAACCUGAAGUUUCUAUUGGCUCAACAUUGUCACGAUAUUGCCGUGGAUGACAUAUUCAGCCUCAUAGAACUCUCACUCUCCUCCCAAUCAGCCCAAUAGCUACGCGCGCUCUCCAACAGCCACGUGACAUAAACCUCUGCUCAUGACGGCACGCGCCUAGUUUCCAACUUCCCCCCUUGCUGGAGAGCUCUGUUCAUCCUUGACCGCCUUGUUUGACUACCGCUUUGGGUUAGAUUGUGUUUGCCAAACCCAGGGACGGCAUAAAGCUGAGAUUAGGAAUUCUUAUUUUUCUGUGUACAUAUUAAUACAGGUGUAGAUACAGAUCAAUGUAUGUAUAGGCGAAAUGGUGGAAGCUGAGGUCGAAGAGAGGAAAGGGAGAGAGAAGAGUAAGAAGAAGAAAGGAAGAAGAUGGGGGUGGAUGCCGAUUGGAGCGGUGGCGGCGGUGGUGAUAGCAUUAGCAGUAGGGUUUUUUCCUGCACAGAAUUUCAAAUCUUGUCCCUGUGCUCAGGAUUCUCGAAAAUAUACUGGAAUUGUUGAGGACUGCUGCUGUGAUUAUGAAACAGUUGACACUCUUAAUGCAGCUGUACUGCAUCCUUUACUCCAAGAGCUUGUUACAACUCCAUUCUUCCGAUACUUUAAGGUGAAGUUAUGGUGUGACUGCCCUUUUUGGCCAGACGAUGGUAUGUGUAAGUUGCGUGACUGUAGCGUGUGUGAAUGUCCGGAAAAUGAAUUCCCAGAACCUUUUAAGAGGCCUCUGCUACAUGGUCUUGGAUCUGAUGAUCCUAUUUGCCAGGAGGGAAAGCCACAGGCUGCAGUUGACCGCACAUUAGACUCUAAGGCUUUUAGGGGCUGGAUGGAAGUAGAUAAUCCUUGGACGCAUGAUGAUGAAACUGAUAAUGAUGAAAUGACCUAUGUAAAUCUCCUACUGAACCCUGAGCGCUACACUGGCUAUAGUGGGCCAUCAGCCAGAAGGAUAUGGGAUGAAAUUUAUUCAGAAAACUGCCCAAAAUAUGCCUUUGGAGAGAUGUGCCAGGAGAAGAAAGUGUUGUACAAAUUAAUAUCUGGUCUUCACUCCUCUAUUUCAAUACACAUAGCCGCUGAUUACCUUCUCGAUGAAACUAAAAACCUGUGGGGUAAAAAUCUGGAAUUGAUGUAUGAUCGUGUUUUGCAAUAUCCUGACCGUGUCAGAAACUUGUAUUUCACUUUCCUCUUUGUUCUUAGAGCUGUCACAAAAGCAAAAAAUUACUUGGAACAGGCUGAAUAUGACACUGGAAAUGUGGAGGCGGAUCUGAAAGCGCAGUCCCUUAUGCGCCAACUACUUUACAACCCGAAACUUCGAGCUGCAUGUCCACUUCCAUUUGAUGAAGCUAAACUGUGGAAAGGCCAAAGUGGACCUGAGCUGAAGCAGCAGAUUCAGAAACAAUUCAGGAAUAUCAGUUCUUUAAUGGAUUGUGUAGGAUGUGAAAAAUGCCGUCUUUGGGGAAAGCUUCAAGUUCUCGGUCUUGGAACUGCCUUAAAGAUUCUUUUCUCUGUGGAUGGUCAGAUGAACUCAGAGCCACCUCAGCUGCAGUUGCAAAGAAAUGAAGUCAUCGCUCUAAUGAACCUGCUGAAUCGCCUAUCAGAAUCAAUCAAUGUUGUGCACACGACGAGCCCAUUGGUUGAGAAGACAAAGUGGUGGAGGCUUGUUUCAGAUCACCCAACCACAAUUAUUAGUUCAUGGAGAAGAAUAUGGGAGAGAAUAGUAGAAAAGGUGUACGUAUUAGCAGAACCGUUCCGUUGAAACGUUGCCAUUAAGAACUGUCUAUAUAAAGAGAUCUCUCAGAGUCAUAUAGAAACAUCAGGAAAAGGCUCCAUCUUUGUUGAUGAGAUGAUGACUGGAAACUUGUUGUCAGAAUGUAAAUUUUGCCACAUUAAUCCUCCUCAAAAUGUCUGUAACAUUAAUUGUACGGUUUAUCAUGUCUCUGAUUACAACUGGCAUGAAAUGAGAAAAUUUUGCUUCCAAUA
This is a messenger RNA of Ipomoea nil (Japanese morning glory), 2072 nucleotides long. RefSeq names its product endoplasmic reticulum oxidoreductin-1-like. Gene Ontology annotation, molecular function: thiol oxidase activity; FAD binding; protein-disulfide reductase activity. The transcript has 9 exons. NCBI's taxonomy places the organism in Eukaryota, Viridiplantae, Streptophyta, Magnoliopsida, Solanales, Convolvulaceae. Gene Ontology annotation, cellular component: endoplasmic reticulum; endoplasmic reticulum membrane. The coding region runs from base 412 to 1848 and encodes 478 amino acids. Gene Ontology annotation, biological process: protein folding in endoplasmic reticulum. The record is from RefSeq and is a predicted model, not a curated record.